AUGCUCUUGUUUGGGUUGACAGUCGACAAUAUACGACACCGAUUUGUUGAUGCAACGAACACGCCCAUCAAGGAGACGCAAUAUGCGAUUCAAAAAUCUUCCUCCCAUGCAAUUAGGACCCCUCCAACAUUUCAUGUAGAAACGGAAAAUGAAGGAAAUGACGAGGGCGAUAUCAUAGUCGUGGUUGCAGUUGACGGGACACUUGCUGGAAUAUCAAAAAGGAAUGGGAAAGUUCUCUGGAAACAUUCAAGAGAUCUUGAAGGUGUUGAAAGGGGCUAUCAAAAACAUACCAUCAAGCCAAGACGCAACGCAGAGACAGUUCCUGAAGCUCUGGUGCGACCACUCAUUUCAACCACGACGACAACGAAAGCGGCAUCUUCAUCUUCUACGAAUUUUGCAGCAGUUCCAUCACUAGAUGGCUAUGUCUUCAUGUCAUCCUGUGGUGAAACUGUUAAGAACUCGGUGAAAGAAUUAGUUUCUAGGUCGCCCUUUCUCAACGAUGAUGGUCAAUUCAUUGUCGGAUCUAGGCAUUCUACUGCCGCAGCACUCGAUGCUACCACAGGAGAGGUGUUGAGACUGAUUCCACCUUCUGAGAUGGAUAGAGACCUGUAUCCCAGCACGUCAUUCAAAGGUCGCAAUCCUGUUUGGAUCGGUCGAGUUGAUUACUCUGUGGAUGUUCAGGAUGCAAAGACUGGAACAACAGAGGUGCAAUUUUCGUCUGCAGAGGUCAUUAGUGUAAUGGAGAUGCAAGGAAAGAUAGGGACGGAUGCCUGGAAACCAAUGAAAGCAUUUGAUGGCAAAGGACAGAAUAUGGAUGAAGCACUUGCGAUAGAUGGCUUCGAACGCAUGUUGAUUCAAAGUACUCAAUUUAUUGUUCCGUCAUCGUCCAUGACGAGUGAGUUGUCCCCCUUGGUAGCUACUCCAGGAGGAAACAUUGCAUAUCGGAACACUACGAGUGGUAUUCUCGAAUGGGUUUCUGACGAAACUUUCAGUUCACCUGUCGCUUUUGCAAUUGAGGCUUCAAGUGGUGUGCGACUUGAAGUUGACAUUAUUCCUGAUGUUCCUGUGCCUGGAUCCUCUUUGGAAUAUCUGUCGCGAGAAAUAGAGAAACAACUAGAAAGGCUCUACGAGCAAGCCAUGGAUGACCAAACUAUUGUUGGAGCAUUGUCGAAUGGGCAGCUAUAUGCACUGCAUCUUGGAAGCAGGCAUAAAUUUCCUGGGAUCCCUCGUCAACGCCAUACGAUUGCGGCUACUUCUGUUUCCAGGAACGCAAAACCACUAUCUAACUUUCCUCAUAUUGUUGGUCGACCGGCAAUUCACCAUGAUGCCGUGCGUGUCCACAGCCGAGCGCAGGAUCAGAAACAACUCAUAACCACAAGCAAGGUAUGCAAUCCGAGUAGCCAAGGCUUUCCUGCAUGUCUCCUGUAUACUCGUGCCAAAAAUUAUCUUCCCAAAGAGCAAACAGAUCAUCUAGGAAGAGAAGGUGGUGACACAGUAGCUGAAGAGAGUUUAAGUGAUGUAGAAAAUGUCGCUAUGGCUGCAAAUAAACUGCCUGACGGUAUUUUCUUUCACCCUGAAUAUGGAUACAUUUCGCCGGAACAUCGUCGCCCCAAGUAUCGUCGGUAUCUAACCAUGGGCUUAUGGCUACCCCCAGCGCUUGCAUUCAUUUUCGUCAUCUCCUUUGAAUUGGGUCGGCGAAAACGACAGAAGGACAAUCAAAGAUUGUCAAGAAGUGCAGUGAGAAUGGUUGAUGGCGUUGGUGAAGUAGUUUGGUCUGAUGCCAAACCAACACAGGUGUCACAGCAAUGUGUCAUCCAAGUCAGUGAUGACAUACUUGGGUAUGGAGGCCAAGGUACUGUUGUAUACAAAGGAAAGCUUGAUGGAAGAGACGUUGCUGUGAAGCGUUUGCUGAAAGCAUAUCAGGCAGGAGCAGAUCGCGAAAUAUCACUCCUGAUUGAAUCAGAUGGCCAUCCCAAUGUUGUUCGAUACUUUCUAAAGGAGAUUCGUGGUGAUUUUGUUUACUUGGCUCUUGAGCUCUGUGAUCUCUCUUUGCACGACUUGAUAGUUGUCCUCUGUCAGCACCACGAACAACAGACAUCUGUGAGUAGAAACUCAAUUUGUUCCCCAACAAAAUUCGUUUUACAGCAGAUUGCUUCAGGUGUGAAGCAUUUGCACUCGCUGCGCAUCGUUCAUAGAGAUUUGAAGCCUCAGAAUAUCCUCUUAGCAACAUCAAAGAAGAAGGAAACAUCGUUGCCAGAAACACCUGUCCUUGAAGCUUUUCAAAAAGGUUUCUACAUAGCAAAAAUCUCGGACAUGGGCCUUGGAAAGCAGUUAUCAGGGCAAAGCAGUCUUGGUGUUAGUAUGCUGGGAGAAUCUAAUAGAGGAAGUAAACCUGGGGCAAGCUCUGUGGGUGUGGGACCUGGAAGUGUUGGUUGGCAAGCUCCCGAAGUCAUGGCUCUGAAAUGGACUUCGGACUCUUCCGUUCGUACCGAUCAGAACACUAGUUUGCCGUCUUUGACUACAGGCCAAGCAUGCAACAAAGCUACACCCACUGUCAGAACCAGCCGAUCGGUGGAUAUCUUCUCAUUGGGGUGCAUCUUCUAUUCUACAAUUGUUCCAGGCCAUCAUCCGUUUGGAGAGUGGUAUGAAAGGGAAAGCAACAUUAUGCACAACCGACCCGCACUUGGUCCGCUCAAGAAACUAUCUCCAGAUGCACAUGACCUUGUCAUCGCGAUGUUGCAGCAGAAUCCAAAACUCCGCCCUACGGCAAAGCAAAUAUGUGAGCACCCAUUCUUUUGGGGCCCACAAAAGCGACUGUCUUUUUUGUGUGACGUUUCCGAUCGACUUGAAACUGAUGACGCGUUGGAGACAUCCUUGGACACCAAUAGCACUCUUGCGAUUGAGCGUGGAGCUGUUGAGGUUGUUGGGACUGCGUGGGAUGGGCGCUUGGAUGACGCGCUGAUUAGUAAUGUGCAGAAAUUCCGAUCCUAUGACGCCUCUUCUUUACGUGAUCUUCUGCGUCUGAUUCGGAAUAAGCACCAUCACUUCGACGAGCUCCCAGACGAUUUCCGGACGUCCACUAUGUCAAACCAAGAUGAGAUGCUACAGUAUUUUGAGCAAAGAUUUCCUUCGUUAUUGAUGCAUUGUUUCCAUCACUGCGAGCGCCAUUUUGGGGAGGACGAUUUGCUGACAAUCAAAUAUUCUAUUGUGCCUGUACGGACAAAGGAACGAGCACCGCAACAACAAGAUUCAAUGCGAAACAUGUCUGAUUUAAAUGGGAACGGGCCAAGUUAUGCUGUUCAAAGUCAAAUCGAAUCAGUAGGUCUUUCCACAAAACCCGAUUGGCCCUUCCAGCUGCCUACAGCAAAUCCAUCGGAGGAGCCGGUACUCCGGGCUGAGCUUGAGGAUGGUGACAAAGAUGAAAUUGAAAUCUGGGACACAGAGAUAGAAAUGAAGUGUCUGGUAUCUGCAGGACACAACCUAACAACAGGACCUGACUCCAAUGAUAUUAUUGCAUGGGAGGGAAGUACGGCUGCGAGAACUUUCAACUGCCGCGGUUGGAGUCGUUCAGAGGACGAGUGGUCGAACAGAGUUGACCCAUGUUUCCGGAAACGAUGUCCUAACUUGAAGCGUGCCACGGAAGAUCCAAAAUUCCGAACCCGGCUCUGCAACCACUGGGACACAAAUUUGGGAACCUUUUGCCCAAUGCGAAAGAAAAGUAAAUGUAUCUUCGCACACGGACCCGUUGAAUUGCGUGUCAAAGAAGGAAAAAGGGGACGAUGGGGAAAGCUUGUAGACAAGCAUGGGAAUAAUUCAAAUCCAUGUCACUCGGGAGGAGAGGACACCUUUGGUGCAGCCAGAUCUAUCGAAAGUGUUCGAAAAGUCGAGGGAAAAUGGAACACCAACCGUCCCAAUGUAAGCUUCAAACUACUCUCUUAG
Messenger RNA from Cylindrotheca closterium, 3939 nucleotides. NCBI's taxonomy places the organism in Eukaryota, Bacillariophyta, Bacillariophyceae, Bacillariales, Bacillariaceae. The record is from the annotation of a GenBank genome assembly.